This is a messenger RNA of Hylaeus anthracinus, 2610 nucleotides long. RefSeq names its product transmembrane protease serine 9-like. The record is from RefSeq and is a predicted model, not a curated record. Lineage: Eukaryota; Metazoa; Arthropoda; Insecta; Hymenoptera; Colletidae. Bases 37 to 2595 code for a protein of 852 amino acids. Gene Ontology annotation, biological process: proteolysis. The transcript has 14 exons. Gene Ontology annotation, molecular function: serine-type endopeptidase activity.
CGUCGAUUUCGAUGUCAGUGCGCGCACAAAAAGACAAUGUCAAUCAUGUCUUCUAAUUUCGUGUGUAUUUUUAUAUUCGCGGUCCUCGCAUUUGCGAGCGCCGAGUUCCCUCAGGACCGAGUAGUUGCCAUCUACGCCGACGUUUCGAAAGUCACUAAUGAGAGCAAGAAGUUAUCAACCCCCGAGGAUGUCAGGAAGUUGUUGUACCCCAGGUUUGACAGGAAGUUAGCAGACACGGAGAACGUCGAGAAUUCAGCAGCCCCCGAGGACAUGGAGAGGAUAGUGGGCGGUUACAACGCCCAACUUGGCCAAUUUCCCUACACGGUGUCCCUCAGAGUGUGGAACCAGCACAUUUGCGGGGGUUCCAUACUUAACAAUAAUCACAUCCUCACCGCUGCCCAUUGUGUAACAGCUGGCGCUCCUAACAUAAACGACAUGACCGUCGUAAGUGGUACCAUCUACCGCAAGGAGGGUGGCGAGAGCCAUAAAGUGGCUGCUAUGUAUUACAUAAAGGACUAUCCGUGGUCUAUGGACGUCGGCGUGAUCAAGAUUUUUGGUAGUAUCAAUUUCAAUGCUUACCAGCAGCCAAUUGCACUCGCUAGCAGCAGACCCCCAACAAACUACCUCGGUGUUGUGAGCGGAUGGGGUGGUAUCACAGCACCUCCGUCCCAGGCUCCAGACAUACAGCAAUUCCUGGAGGUGAAGAUAAUCGAUAGUAACAAGUGCAGGGAAAGUUACAGCGACAUCACCACGGAGAUCUGCACUCUGAACACCGUCGACCAAGGAGUGUGCAGCGGCGACAGCGGCGGCCCAUUGGUCUUCAACGGGCAAGUUGUUGGCAUCGUGUCUCGUGCUGUUCUCUGCGCAAAAGGAUACCCAGAUCUCUUCACCAGCGUCUAUGAUAAUCUUAACUUCAUUCACGCAGAAAUGAACACGUAUUUCGUUAUUGCCUUUAAAAGCUGGCGAGCCUUGAUCGACUCGCAUAGUUUAACGACUACCUGUGGAAACAUGAGGACGUUGAUGGUGAUUUUUACGGCAUCCAUGGCUGUUGCCUGCGCUGGUAACACGCUCGAUGGCAUCAAGGGUUCGAGAGAAAUGUUCGUCAGUCCAGAAACCUGUCUCAAAUUAAAAAUAAGUAAGCUCGAAAUCAACGCUGACAAACCCGAAAAGUUGGGAAGCCCUGCUAACGCAGAAAAAAUAGUGGGUGGUGGAUAUGCCGAGCUUGGCCAAUUCCCCUACGUGGUAUCCAUCAGAAUAAACCACGUUCACCAAUGUGGAGGUGCCAUACUCAACAGCAACCACAUCAUCACCUCGUACAGCUGCAUAGUAAACGUUCAACACAUGAGUGAACUGAGUGUUGUGAGUGGCACCGCUUACCUGAAUUUGGGUGGAAAUACCCAUAGCGUGGAUGGUAUGUACUGGGUAAAUGGAACCAACGAUACUUCUCAAGAUAUCGCUAUAUUGAAGCUUGCUGACAACAUCAGUUUCAACACGUACGAAGAACCAAUCGCCAUUGCCACUAGCAGGCCACCAUCAGAUGUCUACGCUGUUGUUAGCGGAUGGGGCAGCAGUGCAAAUUAUGAUUUCACAUCUUCCAACAAGCAACGAUACCUUUAUGUUAAGAUCAUCGACUCUCUGCAGUGCAACAACGUGUUCGAUGGCGUAACCAACGAGAUCUGUACUUUGAACAGUGCCGAACAGGGAGUGUGCUACGGUGAUGAUGGCGAUCCCCUCGUCUACAAUAACAAACUCGUUGGCGUGUUGUCUCGUGGUCGUCUCUGCGCUGAAGGAUUCCCCGACGUCUUCACCAGUGUUGCCGACAAUCUUGUAACAAAAUCAAUUAUGUCUCGGAAACUUGUUACUCUGCUCUCAUUUGCGGCCAUAGCUUGCGCGAGUGUCGAUGGCGCUGCGAGGCUAGUUAACGGCCAGAAUGCGCUGCCUGGUCAAUUUCCCUACACCGUAUCCCUCAGAGUAGAGAAUUCUCACAUUUGCGGCGGUGCCAUCAUCGACAACUACCAUAUACUCACAGCUGCGCACUGUGUGAGAACCCUCACUAACUAUCCAGACCAAGUCUACGUUGUAACUGGUACCAUAUACCUUGACCAGGGUGGAGAGUACCAUAGGGUGGCUGAGAUGUUUCCUCACCCUCUAUACGAUGGGGUUACGAGAAUUAACAACGAUAUCGGUGUGAUAAAGCUAAUAGAUCCCAUCAAUUUCAACGCGUUCCAAAUGCCCAUCUCGCUGCCUGGUGGCGAACCAGUCGCAGAUGACUAUGCCGUCGUGUCUGCAUGGGGUGAUAGGAGCUCUCCUCCGGAUGCCCAACUUUCCAACACUCAGCAAUACGAGUACCUCAGGAUGCUCAGCUUGGAUCAGUGCCAACAGUACAGCAACCUUGAUGUUGACAGCAGCAUGAUAUGUACCUACGAUGGACCUGGCAUAGGUUUAUGUCCAGGUGACAGUGGCAGUCCACUUGUUUUCAACAAUCAAGUCGUCGGUGUAGUAUCCCGUGGUUAUCCUUGCGCACGUGGCGAGCCAGACGUUUUCACUGAUGUUUACGCCAACAUAGAUUUCGUCCACGAAGCAAUGCAAUACUAAGUUCAAUUUGUAAAG